AUGAAAGCAGUCCUGGGGGCUCUACCAACAUAUUCUAUGUCAUGUUUCUUGCUUCCUCAGGAAGUCAUAAGGAAGAUAUCCUCUACAAUGGCCAAUUUCUGGUGGAAUUCAAACAGCAACAAAGCCAAAAGCAUCCAUUGGAAAGCCUGGGAUAAGUUGACACUUCCUAAAAAGCUGGGUGGCUUAGGGUUCCAUGACUUGAACACCUUCAACAGAGCUCUAAUCACAAAACAGUUAUGGAGACUCCUAACACAUCCUAACCUUCUAGUCAGCAAAAUACUCAAGGCUAAAUAUUUCCCAAAAGAGGAUUUCUUCACAGCCAAAAAGAAGAGUAACAGUUCAUGGCUUUGGGCAUGUUGGCUCAAACAAAGGGAUUCAUUCAAAAGUGGUAUAAGAUAUUCAAUCAGAGAUGGCAAACGUGUGAAAAUCUGGGAUCAUCCAUGGGUGCCUAACCUGAAAGGGAAAAAGCUUCAGCACAGAAACACCUCUGGGAGUAGAAUAGUCUGGGCCAAGGAUUUAAUGGAAGAUUCAGGGAGAAGAUGGAAUAGAGCUCUGAUUGAGGAAAACUUCACAGAAGAAGAGGCCAAAGCCAUCAUGGAAAUCACAGGACUGGAUCCACAUCAGAAAGACAGACUAGUGUGGGAUUGGUCUUCUACUGGCAAGUUCUCAGUUGCCUCAUCUUACUCCACUCUUAUCCUGAGGAAAUUUUUGGAGCAAGACUCACCAGAAGCCAGCCAGGAUCAAAGCGCACUUAGAAAAGCAAGAAUGAGAACAUGGAGGAUGAAAAUCAAGCCAAAAGUGAAGCACUUUCUUUGGAAAGGGAGCAUAUGUUCUUCCAUUGCAAUAGAGCAAAACUCAUUUGGAAGCUUGCACCGGUGA
Molecule: messenger RNA, 879 nt
Organism: Striga asiatica
Lineage: Eukaryota; Viridiplantae; Streptophyta; Magnoliopsida; Lamiales; Orobanchaceae
Source: the annotation of a GenBank genome assembly